Molecule: messenger RNA, 890 nt
Organism: Puma concolor (puma)
Lineage: Eukaryota; Metazoa; Chordata; Mammalia; Carnivora; Felidae
Gene: CCDC137
Product: coiled-coil domain containing 137
Cellular component (GO): nucleus
Source: RefSeq, a predicted model, not a curated record
CGCCCGGCGUGCAGAUGGCGGGAGCCGGGCGUAGAGGGGCUACUACGGUGGGGACGGCAGGGCCUGGGGGCCCGGGGCGGCCGCAGGGGAGAAAGCAGCAGCUGCCGGGGAAGCAGCGCUCGGCGCCGUGGCCCGGACCGCGCAGCAAAGAAAAAAAGAAAGUAAAUUGCAAGCCCCAAAACCAGGACGAACAGGAAAUCCCUUUCCGGCUCCGAGAGAUUAUGAGGAGCCGCCAGGAGAUGAAAAAUCCCAUCAGUAACAAAAAGAGAAAGAAAGAAGCCCAGAUGGCCUUCAGAAAGACAUUGGAGAAGGAAGCGAAGGGAGUGGAGUCGGACAUUGCUGUCCCCAAAUUCAAGCAGAGGAAGUGGGAGUCUGACGGGGCCUACAUCCAGCGUAUGGAGCAGGAGGCCCAGCAUGUGCUUUUUCUCAGCAAGAACCAGGUGGCCCGGCAGCCUGAGGUGCAGGUGGCUCCCAAGAAGGAGAAAUCAGAGCGGAAGAAAGCGUUCCAGAAACGGCGACUGGAUAGAGUCCGGCAGAGAAGGGAGGAAAAGGCAGCAGAAAGGCUGGAGCAGGAGCUGCUCCGAGACACAGUGAAGUUUGGCGAGGUUGCCCUGCAGCCCCCAGAGCUGACCGCCCAGCCCAGGAUGAGCAGGGGCGGGGGCCAGCCUGGGAAGAAAUCGCUGAUGCUGAGGAUGCUUCUGAGCCCUGGUGGUGUGUCCCAGCCUCUGACCGCGUCGCUGGCCCGACAGCGGAUCGUCGGGGAGGAGAGAGAGCGGGCUGUGCAGGCCUACCGGGCACUAAAGACACGGCAGCGGCAGGCGGCUCAGUCCCCACGGCCACCCCGUUCACCCCACCCCACUUCCAGGAAGAAGGCAGAGACCUGUCUGUGA